This is a messenger RNA of Hyla sarda, 2065 nucleotides long. RefSeq names its product GH3 domain containing (gene GHDC). Lineage: Eukaryota; Metazoa; Chordata; Amphibia; Anura; Hylidae. Gene Ontology annotation, cellular component: cytoplasm. Gene Ontology annotation, molecular function: acid-amino acid ligase activity. Bases 69 to 1862 code for a protein of 597 amino acids. The record is from RefSeq and is a predicted model, not a curated record. The transcript is spliced from 9 exons.
GUUAUGGGAAAACCAGACAAUUCCGGUCUCAGGCUGAUUGAUAAAUCGGGGCCAUUGUCUCCGGCCGCAUGGAAUGCUGGGAAAGGACAAUGUAUUUCUUGAUCAUCGCGGCGGUGACCUGUUUGAGCCUCCUCCUUCUCCUGCGGUGGAGCGGCGGUAAUAGAAGACAUCAAUGGGUGGCUGAGCUGCUGCGGCGCUGGAACCUCAGGGGUCUCUCCAGGGGGAAACACAGGAAGAAGUUGGAGCGGGACACGAGUAUUGCCCGGGAUAUACAGGAGAAGCUACUACUGCAAUACCUGGAGCGACACCGGAGCACGGAGUACGGCCUCAGCCACAACUUCAACGACUUACAGGAUGUCUCCUCAUUCCAGAAGAAUCACCCCCUGACUCAGUAUGUGGACUAUAAAGACUAUUUACAGCGCACGUCACAGGGAGAGGAGAACAUUCUGGUACCGGGGAGACCCUCCGUCCUAGUAGCGACUGCAGGAAAUUCUGGAAACCGCACCCUGGUCCCCAUCAGUGAUAACAGAUCCACUGACCGUUUCCUUCAGGGAGCAGCUGUAUGUCUGGAGAUCAUUCACGACACUUUCCCUGGAGCUCUGGAAAAAGUGUUUAAGUUCUCGUUUCCACCGACGACCCACCGAUCCGAUGCCGGGAUUCCCAUCAUUCCAUAUCCGUCUGUCUUCUCAGCAGGUUUCAUGAAGGACCUGCACUCUCCUCAGGGGCCGGUCCACCCGUCCAUGUCCCACCACGAGAUACUUUACACUCAGCUGCUCUUCUCACUCCGGGACCCCGAUCUGAGCAUGCUCGAAGCCAACUCCUCCUGUGUCCUUCGCCACGUCUUCUCCAUCUUGGAGGAUUGUUGGGAGUCUCUGGUGACUGAUAUCCAGAAGGGACGUCUCAGUCCGGAACUUACGGUUCCUUUAGAAACCAGAAAGCAAAUAGAAGACUUACUGGUCCCAGAUGCCUCCAGGGCAGCAGAACUGCGCUCUUACUUCCAAGAAGGGUUUCAGGGCAUCGUGAAGCGGGUUUGGCCCAAGUUGCAGGUGAUUCUGGCGGUGGAAAGUGGAGGCAGCGACUUGGAUCGGCAGAUUCUGAAGGAUGGGGUAUGCCAGGGAGUCCCGGUGUAUUCUCCCACAUAUGGUGCAGCAGAAGGUCUGUUUGGAGUAAAUCUUUGGCCAAUGGAAGAUGUUGCGCAGUAUGUACUGUGCCCCCGAUCUGUAUUCUUUGAGUUCAUACCUGCGGAGAUGAGUGAGCAGGAACAGCCGGCGACAUUGUGCGUAGAAGAUGUGAGUGUGGACAAAGCCUACGAGUUGGUCAUAAGUAAUGGAAAUGGACUUUACAGGUACCGGUUCGGAGAUGUUGUACAAGUCACCGGCUUCAGCAAUCAGAGCCCAAUAGUGAAGUUUUUAUAUAGGAAAAGCCAAACAUUGAAUGUUCGUGGAGAGCGUAUAUCAGAAUGUGGCUUCUAUAAGACUCUCCGCAGCACUGUGGAUCUUUGGCCCGGGGCCACUCUGCUCAACUACUGCUGCAUGGAGAGCGGAGUUCUGGGCCCGUUCUCUGGAGGUUCUGACCCACACUACGAGGUGUUCGUUGCCCUGAAGGGAGUGAGAAACCUGUCUGAGGAUCAGAGAUACAAGUUGGAUCAAACGCUCCAAGAACAUUUCCCCGUAUACAAAUCUUUCCGCUUUAAGGGCAGCAUCGGACCAGUACGUGUGCACCUGACCAGUCCCAAGUCUUUCCUCUGCCUUCUGGAGAUGGCAGCCAAACUUUCCAAUUUACCUCUGGACUGCGUACAACCUCCACGUACACUGAAGAACAGAGAGAUGGCUGAAAUGAUAUGGAAACAAGUCUUGUCGUGAUUUUAUACAGGAGAACAAGAAUUUGUACAAGAACAUGUACUUUUGCACUGUAACAAGUCUAGAAAUGUUGUGUACUUACAGCUCCAGGUCCUUGGAGUUAAUCUACCUGGAGACAUUACCGCUCUAAAAGGGGUACUCAGGUGGAAUUUUUUUUUUUUAUUUAAUCAACUGGUGCCCGAAAGUUAAACAGAUUUGUAAAUUAC